Messenger RNA from Copidosoma floridanum, 1650 nucleotides. RefSeq lists its product as uncharacterized. Gene Ontology annotation, cellular component: cytoplasmic microtubule; beta-catenin destruction complex; catenin complex. Gene Ontology annotation, molecular function: microtubule binding; beta-catenin binding; gamma-catenin binding. The record is from RefSeq and is a predicted model, not a curated record. Lineage: Eukaryota; Metazoa; Arthropoda; Insecta; Hymenoptera; Encyrtidae. Gene Ontology annotation, biological process: nervous system development; cell migration; negative regulation of canonical Wnt signaling pathway.
AUGAAUUACAUACAAGACAAAGUACCUGCCCACUUUUCUAUUACUACUCAAAGUCUUGACGAAUAUGCUGAAAAUGAUGAUCAACCAAUGAAUUAUGCACUUUGUUACGAUGAACAAAAUUUGGAAGAAGAAAAGAAAGAAUGUCGUUCUAAAAAUGAACUUUUAUGCAUGGAAGAAGCAAUUGAAGAGGAAAAAAUAGAGAUAACCAAACCCAAAGGAUCCAAUGGCAAAGAGUCGAGAAAUAAAAAGGAAAUGUUUGUCUCUAGUCGGAGUUUUAAGGAAAUCUUCAAUUUUUUCAAAGAUCGCGACAAAAAACGAUCUCAUGAAAGUUCCAAGUCUGGAUCGUCAGAGGGUUCAAAAGUUCUCAAAACUUCAGAAAGUUACGAUCAAAAAUUCGAUAGAUCGUCACAAUCCACCCAAUCUUCAACAGAACAAAAUGAAAAAGAAUUAGAACUAAAAAGCGAUUCUCAAGGCCCUCAGCAAACGCCUUUGAUUUUUUCGAGACGUAGUUCGUUGGGUUCAUUGGCUGGUCAGGAUCAAAAUUUCGUAAACGAUGAUCGCAGUUCGAUUGUGAGCGAUUUCAGUCAUAAAACAAGUGGUCGAGUUUCGCCUAAUGAACUGCCUGAUUCUCCAGUACAGUUCACGCCUUCAAGUGCUAAAUUGCAACAAAAAUGCCAAAUCGGUUGCUUUGGAAAGAAAAAAAUAGCUACAGUCCAACAGGAUCAAUCCAAGAUACAUCAACAAUCAGUUGUCUCCAAUGAUAUUCCUUACCAACAGUCUGAAAACAAUCCACGGCUGAAUCCAUUUUCCAAGUCUAGUGUUUUUGAGGAUUAUGUAACUUCGUUUAAAGAUGAAUCUACUCCGACUAAAUUACAUUCAGUGGCAGCUAGUAGUUUGAGUUCAUUAACAAUUGAUGAUGAUGAUGACUUUGAAUUAGUAAAAAAAAGUAUUUUGAAUAAUGAAAAACAAAGUUUAAAUGAAGAAGUUCAUAAAGUACAAAGUGAUAGGCAAGAACCUAUUGGUGAAUCAAAUAAUGAAGAUGGUUUAACUGUUGGAUUAGAAGAAGCUGAAUCUGUACAUCUACAACAAGAAAAUUAUAGCAGAGAAGAGGAUGAUCAGCUAAUGAAUCUCACUCAUUAUGAAGAAGAACUUCUUGAUGAAUGUAUUCGUAGAGGAAUAGCUAAGUUGACAAAGCAAAAUAUCAACGAAAUAAGACCGUUUAGCUGGGACUUAGGGCUGACUUGUUUAGCUACAAAAGCACUCUUAGCUAGUAGAAUAAGAUUACAUUCUGUAGAAAUUUUAAGUAAGAUCAUUGAAGAGCAAAGUAGUCAAGAUAAUAACACCAUAUUAAUCAAUAAUAAAAACAACUCUGACAAAAGUUUUCUGAAAGAUGUCAGUCAAGAAACUCAUUCUAGCUUAAAUAGUGAUGUUAUAAAGCAAGAUAAGUCUAAUAAUCAAAUGACAAACUCGAGUUACUCCACGUAUGAGGAACAACUUCUGGACCAGUGCAUCCGGCGUGGAAUAGCCAAAAUCACCAAGAAAAAUAUAAACGACAUCAGACCAUUUAGUUGGGAUACAAAUCAAAUUUGUCUUACAACUAUGCUUCAUGGCUACAAUGACGAGGUCAAUAGUGGCAUAUGUGCUACAUAG